AGCGAGGAAGGGUCCAGAGGCAGUGAGGGAAGGCCAGGACCAGGGCCAAGGCCAAGGCAGGCACGAUCGCCGAGGGGAUGAACUUCACAGUGGGUUUCAAGCCGCUGCUGGGGGAUGCACACAGCAUGGACAACCUGGAGAAGCAGCUCAUCUGCCCCAUCUGCCUGGAGAUGUUCUCCAAACCAGUGGUGAUCCUGCCCUGCCAGCACAACCUCUGCCGCAAGUGUGCCAACGAUGUCUUCCAGGCCUCGAACCCUCUGUGGCAGUCCCGGGGCUCCACCACUGUGUCUUCGGGAGGCCGGUUCCGCUGCCCGUCCUGCCGUCACGAGGUUGUCCUGGACCGACACGGCGUCUACGGCCUGCAGCGAAACCUGCUGGUGGAGAACAUCAUUGACAUUUACAAGCAGGAGUCCUCCCGGCCACUGCACACCAAGGCUGAGCAGCACCUCAUGUGUGAGGAGCAUGAGGACGAGAAGAUCAACAUCUACUGCCUGAGCUGUGAAGUCCCCACCUGCUCCCUCUGCAAGGUCUUCGGUGCCCACAAGGACUGUGAGGUGGCCCCACUGCCCACCAUUUACAAACGUCAGAAGAGUGAACUCAGCGAUGGCAUCGCAAUGCUGGUGGCAGGCAAUGACCGUGUGCAAGCAGUGAUCACCCAGAUGGAGGAGGUGUGCCAGACUAUUGAGGACAAUAGCCGGAGGCAGAAGCAGUUGCUAAACCAGAGGUUUGAAGCCCUGUGCGCGGUGCUGGAAGAGCGGAAGGGUGAGCUGCUGCAGGCGCUGGCCAAGGUACAGGAGGAGAAGCUGCAGCGGGUCAGGGGCCUCAUCCGCCAGUACGGAGACCACCUAGAGGCCUCCUCUAAGCUGGUGGAAUCUGCCAUCCAAUCCAUGGAGGAGCCGCAGAUGGCACUCUACCUGCAGCAGGCCAAGGAGCUGAUCAAUAAGGUCGGGACAAUGUCGAAGGUGGAGCUGGCGGGGCGGCCGGAGCCAGGCUAUGAGAGCAUGGAGCAAUUCAGGGUGAGCGUGGAGCACGUGGCCGAAAUGCUGAGGACCAUCGACUUCCAACCAGGCGCUUCCGGGGAGGAAGAGGAUGAGGAGGUAGCGUUGGACGGGGAAGAGGGCAGCGCGGGGCCAGAGGAAGAGCGGCCGGAUGGGCCGGAAGGACUGCACUGACCCGCCCCUGUUGGGGAGCCUGACUUUCGGGUGGUGAAGGAUCUGAACGGAGACCACCGCGCCACCCAGCUCGGCGCCCCGCCGCGGGGGAGGGGCUCAAUAAAGAGCUAAUGCG
Sus scrofa (pig) is the source of this 1287-nucleotide messenger RNA. It is a transcript of the gene TRIM54, whose product is annotated as tripartite motif containing 54. NCBI's taxonomy places the organism in Eukaryota, Metazoa, Chordata, Mammalia, Artiodactyla, Suidae. Gene Ontology annotation, molecular function: zinc ion binding. The record is from RefSeq and is marked provisional.